Messenger RNA from Schizophyllum commune H4-8, 1738 nucleotides. RefSeq lists its product as uncharacterized. The transcript has 5 exons. Lineage: Eukaryota; Fungi; Basidiomycota; Agaricomycetes; Agaricales; Schizophyllaceae. The record is from RefSeq and is a predicted model, not a curated record. The coding region runs from base 105 to 1391 and encodes 428 amino acids.
AUAUAUUCCCGUGUGAUGUCAGGCGUGGGCGGUUCGCCUCUUGACCUCGUACCACGACGAUCUCUAGCCCCCGCUCAUUCUAUCGCCCAUUCUUCUAGCCCGCCAUGUCUGCCCAGCCGUCGUCUUCUGGCCCACUCGCCCUUUCUUCGCCUUUCCUUGUCUCUGACGACCUUGCCUGCCCGCCGCCCGUCAAGAUCAAGCAAGGUCCCUUCAUGUCUGCACAGGACGCCCUCGAUGAUUCUCCCCUCCUCUCUCUACGCGAGCCUCUGCCUGUCUCGGACGAUAUCGCACCCGAUGCUGCAAUCCAGAUCAUCCGCAAUCUCGAGCAAGACAUCGACGAACUCGUGACCUCCUACAACGGUAUCACCUUCGAACUUGAAGCUACGCGCAACGCCCUCGAGACUGAACGUGCCGACCGCGAGGCGACCGACUCUGGAUUGGAGUUCCCGUCUAGCGCGACCGUCUCCAACUUGACAUAUGAACGUCAGCUCCGUGACGACCUUUUGGAAUCGAUGAAGCAGCUACGUGCGCAGAAUAACAUGCUCGCCGACGAUCUUGCUCUCCAGAACGACAAGUGCGUCGCGCUAGAGCGAGAGCUCGCCGCCGAAAGGGCCGAUCGCCAACGUCUCGCCGUUCAGCUUCAGCAUACUUCGGACAAGAAUCGCCACUCGGACGGUUCUCUCUAUGCGCUCUCGAUACAGAACACGCUACACUUGCGCGACGCCGUGGCUAUCACUCUCCAGCGUCACAAUCUGCUGGAAGCUCAGCAUGUCGCGACUCUCAACCAACUCGCUGCGACGCGUGUUGCUCUGGCCGAGGCAGAGCAGCAGGUGUCGACCCUGCAGAGGAAUAUGACGACUUGCGUAGACGCGUCCUCGACCGCGCUUGCCGUUGAGCGCAAUCUCAGGCUCGAAAUGGAAGCUCGCGCGGAUCGGGCCAAGAAGGAGAAUGAGGAGCUUCGCGUACGCGAACGUCUCAUGGCGGAAGAGGUUCACGAACUCAGGUUCUCCUCACCCGCUCGCGCUGCUCCGCAGUCUACUCCGCCCGCUGCUGAGAACCAUCCUGACCGACGAUUGAGGCAACUGGUGCUCCGGAGACUGAGCACGCAGAUGCAGCCUGACUAUGCCGACGCGUCCUUCGGUAGUCCUAUGUUCGAUCACGGCACGCCGUCAUCCUGCAACACGACCAUGGCCGUCGCUACGCCGUCUCCGACGACGCAGAGGCAUAGCGUGUCGGUCUACCGGGACUCGCCCAUGUUGUCGGACGCCGUCUUCAAGCCACACUCCGUCAUGAAGAACAUCAUGAACGUUGAACGCAAGGGCCAGGGUCAGAAGAAGCGGUGGAGUACGCAGGGGAAGGAGAACAGAGAUCCGUCGAAGAUGGUUGCUUAAAGGGUGGACUGGGCUAUCGAGGAAUCACGGAGGAAGAAGAGAAGACGAGUAACUAGAUGACACCAACGGUUCCGGCACCAUACACAGUCCUAUUCACGAACGCACAAAGCGCAAUGUUUGCCUACAUUCAGACCUUGCUCUCACUCAGUCCCAGUCAGCGUCGGUGCGGAGUGGAGUCGCAGUGAUCGUGAGUUCAAGGCGGUCGACGAUGUCUUGAUGAAGCAGAAGGGAGCAGACUUUCGGGGUCAUGAACGCGGCGAAUGCAGCGCGCAUCCAUUGUUAAAUAGAUAAAUAGUGACAUGAGGUGAUCAUGGCGUUCAUCGUUGAUUCCACCAAACGAAUGAGCG